AUGGACGACGACGUAUUCUACUCCGACUCGGGCUCUCCGCCGCCUUCAUUUGCCCAUGAAUCGGCGAGGACUCGAGAUGUGCCCGGCUACGACUAUGACUUGAACUCGGACUUUUUAGACACUGUCCCGAGCACAGACACCCCAACGAAAAAAGCUACAAAUUCGCAAGUUGGUUCGGAGUCCAAAGUCGACGCCAAUGCCCCGUCGGACAUUCCGCGACUACGCAGCGUCCAUAGCACAGCGGGAUAUCGAGACGGAAUUGCGUUCGCCAAGAAUGAGUACAUUCAAGCUGGAUUCGACGAGGGGUAUGCAUUGGGCGCGGUCAUUGGGUUGCGAAUUGGGUGGAUCUUGGGCGCACUAGAAGGACUUUGGAUUGCAUUGGAGAAGAGUGGUCGUAAUGCAAAGGGAGAGAAGGAGAAGGGGAGUAGUGGACAUGCUCGUCGAGUUGGUUCCGGUGUGGAAGACCAGAGUGAACAGCAAGAGGUGGGCUUGGUGGGUAAUGGCAGCUCGGUAGGCCAGGACAGCGGAAGGGAGGAAGAAGGAGGAAAGGGAGAGGAAACCGAAUCAAAGAAGAUGCGCAAGCUUCUUGACGAUGCGAAUGAGGAUUUGAAAACCGAGAACGUGUUUGGGAAGAAGUACUUUGGACCUGAUGGGAUCUGGUUGUUUGAUGUUGUUGUCGGUGCUGCCGGUGGGAGUCAUGCGGAUGCACUUGCACAUGGGUCUGCGCAUGGCAAGGAUUCGAGCCAUUCAGGCGGUUCAAAAGGGGGCAACGAGGAAGCAAACGGAGUCGGAGAGGGAGAAUAUACCUUUGAAGACGUAGCAUCUUCUCACCCACUUGUCAAGAAGUGGACAGGCGUCGUCAUUGCAGAGACGCAGAAGAGAGGAGUAGCACUUGAUGUCUUUGAGGGAGCAGAGUACGAGGCACGACGAUUGGCAGAAGAUGGAUUUGCUAGUUGA
Messenger RNA from Xylona heveae TC161, 957 nucleotides. RefSeq lists its product as hypothetical. The transcript has a single exon. Lineage: Eukaryota; Fungi; Ascomycota; Xylonomycetes; Xylonales; Xylonaceae. The record is from RefSeq and is a predicted model, not a curated record. Bases 1 to 957 code for a protein of 318 amino acids.